UUAACAAACCCUCGGCAGCUCACUUCGCCGCCUCGCCUCGCCUUUCCCCGCCCGCCACCGAUCGCCCGCCCGCCAUGGCCAGCGACGACGAGUCCUACCUCUACUACGACGAGGACGACGAGGAGGAGGACGGGCUGGAGGCGGACGAGGACGACGUCGGGCUGUUCGAGGACGCCGCGCCGCAGCCGGAGCACCGCGCGGACCACUGGGCCAUCACGAGAAAGUCCCUAUCAGCUGCCCAGCAACAAGAUGUGUCCAUGGUCAUGAACUUGGUGAACUUAGAGCGGCACAACGCCCGCGCUCUUCUCAUGCACCACCGGUGGAAGAUGGACCGCAUCCACGACUUCCUCGAGCGCAGGGGGCGCGAGGGAUUGUUCAGGGAGGCAGGAAUUGUGGUGCCGCCGGAGGACAGUAGCACGGCGGCUCGUGCAAGGGUGCCGCCUCACAAGAGGCCCCGAACUGUCACGUGCAACGUCUGCUUUGAGGACGUCUCCCGGCCGUCCGAUGUCUCCACCAUGGACUGUGGGCAUUGCUUCUGCAACGACUGUUGGACGGAGCAUUUCUUCGCGUCCCUAGGCAACGGCAAGAAGCACAUCCACUGCAUGCAAGUGAAGUGCCCGGCCAUCUGUGAUGACGGCACCGUGCGGCGGCUCCUUGGCCGCAAGUACCCUGAUGCCGCCAAGCGCUUCGACAACCUGGUCCUCGACUCGUACCUGGACAACAACGCGUCGGUGAAGUGGUGCCCCAGUGCCCCGCACUGCGGGCGCGCAAUCCGCGUGGUGGACGCCAGCGAGCGGUAUUGCGAGGUGGAGUGCCCCUGCGGCGUGAGCUUCUGCUUCAACUGCGCAGCGCCGGCGCACUCACCGUGCCCAUGCCCCAUGUGGGACAAGUGGGACGCCAAGUUCCGCGGCGAGUCCGAGAACCUCAAGUGGAUCGCCGUCAACACCAAGAGCUGCCCCAAGUGCCUCCGGCCCAUCGAGAAGAAUGGCGGUUGCAACCAUGUCAGCUGCCCAUGCGGCCAGCACCUCUGUUAUGCCUGCGGCGGGCGGCUGGAUUCGCUGCACAACUGCAACCGCUACGACGAGGCCGGGCACGCCAACUACGACAGCAUCAGGCGGCAGAUGCUGCGCUACACGCACUACUGCGACCGGUUCAACGUGCACAUCAACUCGCGCAAGGUGGAGCAGACGGAGCUGUGGCCGGCCAUCCAGAAGAGAGCCGUGCUGCUGGAGUCGGCCACCGCCAUCCGGCCGCUCAUCCGGGAGGCCAGCUGGAUGGCCCGCGCGCACCGGGCCCUGCUGGCGUCGCGCCUGGUGCUGGCCCGCUCCUACGCCUUCGCCUACUACAUGUUCGGCGACGAGGUGCGCACCUACCCGUCGGAGAAGGCCAACCUGCCCAUCGCCAAGGUCCUGUUCGAGGACCAGCAGUGGCAGCUGGAGGAGAACGCCGAGAAGCUGUCCAAGGUGCUCGCCGCCGAGGCCAAGCCCGUCCUGGCCGAGGAGGAGGUCCUCCGGGCCAUGCAGGAGACCUCCAACCUCGCCAAGAUCGUCGACACGCACUGCAGGGAGAUGUACAAGUGCAUCCAGGACGAGCUGCUGCCGCUGCUCCUCGAGCCCAUGACCAUCGCCCCCUAUCGCCCCGAUGGACCCGACAAGGCCAAGGAUCUGCCGGCGCCGUGAGAGGGAUGAGCGCAGGAAGCCUAUCUUGGCCUGCAUCCACCGCGCCUCCCUACUCUAUGCACAGCUGCUGGUUACCUUCCUACGGAGCUCCAUCGGCAACAGCAAAUUAGUUAGGCCAGCGCGCGAUAAUAAAACUCCCUGUAUAAUUAGCUUAAGAUAGAAUUCAUCAUUAUCUGUUGUUGAAAUUGGUACUGGAAAAGACGGAUGAAAAUGGAUGGAUGUUAGUGGAACUCUUAGAUUGAA
This is a messenger RNA of Aegilops tauschii subsp. strangulata, 1922 nucleotides long. Its product is annotated as probable E3 ubiquitin-protein ligase ARI1. Gene Ontology annotation, molecular function: zinc ion binding; ubiquitin-protein transferase activity. Gene Ontology annotation, biological process: protein ubiquitination. The record is from RefSeq and is a predicted model, not a curated record. Lineage: Eukaryota; Viridiplantae; Streptophyta; Magnoliopsida; Poales; Poaceae.